This is a messenger RNA of Abrus precatorius (Indian licorice), 1467 nucleotides long. RefSeq lists its product as uncharacterized. NCBI's taxonomy places the organism in Eukaryota, Viridiplantae, Streptophyta, Magnoliopsida, Fabales, Fabaceae. The transcript has 3 exons. Bases 1 to 1467 code for a protein of 488 amino acids. The record is from RefSeq and is a predicted model, not a curated record.
AUGGCUUCCAAGCAAGAAGCAACAAUCCCUUUGAGAUUUUGGGUGGACAAAGAACAAAACCGUGUAAUUUUGGUUGAAGCAAGUGGAGACUUUGUUGAUGUUCUCUUUAGUUUCAUGACCCUUCCAUUAGGAACUAUCAUAAGGCUUGCCUCAAAGAGCCAACCUCAUCAACCACUAGAAAUUGGUUGCAUCAGUAACUUGUACCACAGUGUGGAAAACUUUAGCACUGAUGUUUUUUGGAAUCAAAUCUGCAAGCAAAUGCUGCUUUCUCCUUGCAACCCUCUUGAAGCCUUUUGCCAGAGACUAAAACUGAAGGUAGAUGAUACUGAGCCCACAAAGUACUUCAUGUGUAGCAGUUGUUCAAGGAGCAGUGUUUUGUUGCUGAGUACUUUUGCAGGAGCGAGUUGCUCCUGUGGGAAAUUGUUGAGCAAAGAAAUGAAGCUGAUGGUAGAAUCCAAGGAAGAGAGUGGUGGAGAAAAUGGUGUUUUUGUUAAAGGUGACGCCAUGUUCUUGAUCUUUGAUGACUUGAGAGUGCUCCCAAGCUCUCCUGGUAACUCUGUUCAACAACUUCUCCAACUUGGAUACAAAGACUUCAACAAGAUGACAGAAAUGUCUCUAAACGUUGGCAUGAAGGAGAUUUUUAGCAUACUAAAGCAAGCAUUAAGCUCCAAAUCUCCUCUAAGUGAUGUAUUCUUGGCAAACGGAGAAUCUAAGCCAUUGUACUCUUUCUCACCAGAGAUUAUCUCAAAUUAUUAUAGAUGUUCUGUAAAACUCAAGAUAACAGUGAGCAAAUCAAAGAACACGAUUCUUUUUGCUGAAGCUGAGGCAGAUUUUGUUGAUUUUCUAUUCAGCUUCCUCACACUACCUCUUGGAUCCAUUAUGCACCUUAUGAGUGGCAACUUAUCUUUGGGAUGCAUUGAUAGGUUGUACGCAAGUGUGAAGAAUCUCAGUCCGUCAUGGUUCAUAGGGUCAUUAGGCACUUCAUUGCUGAAUCCACGCUGGGCUACUCAAUUUGGUUGUAAGAGCCAACCACUAUAUCUUUCAGAAGAAGCCACUCCUAACUUUUGGUAUGGCACUGGAGUAACGAAAAAUAAUGUGGGUAUGGGGUGUAUUAGACGUGAAAUGAUUUCAAAGAGACAAGAUAUGAUACAAGAUCCAGUAGCUAUGAAACUUUUUGAUCCAAGAUCUUCUGAUGGCGCAAGAGAACAUGCUGUGGGAUUUGUGAGGAGACCGUGUCUGUUUGUGGUUUGGGAUGAUCUGAAAGUGACACCAAUGACAAGUACUUCUAGCAUUUCUUUUCUGCAAAAGCUUAAUGUCCCGUUGGAUGAUUUUGAGGAACAUUUGGUGGAAGUUGGGAAGACAAAGGAAGCAUUAAACCUGUUAGGGGCUUCUUUGACAUCCAAAGCUGCUUUGACAGAGGGCCUAUUCUACCUCCUGAAGAAGCCAAAGGAAGAAAGUGAAGUUUGA